Molecule: messenger RNA, 1759 nt
Organism: Tachyglossus aculeatus (Australian echidna)
Lineage: Eukaryota; Metazoa; Chordata; Mammalia; Monotremata; Tachyglossidae
Gene: WBP1L
Product: WW domain binding protein 1 like
Exons: 4
Coding region: 32-1141 (369 amino acids)
Source: RefSeq, a predicted model, not a curated record
GGAGCAGCAGGAGGAGGAGGAGGAGGAGGGGAUGGAGAGGAGAAGGCUCCUGGGCAGCAUGGCGCUCCUGCUCCUCCAGGCGCUGCCAAGCCCCUUGUCAGCCAGGGCCGAGCCCCCUCAGGAUAAGGAAACCUGUGUGGGCAUCAACAAUCAGAGUUACAUAUGUGACACGGGACACUGCUGUGGACAGUCGCAGUGCUGCAACUACUACUAUGAACUCUGGUGGUUCUGGCUGGUGUGGACUAUUAUAAUAAUACUGAGCUGCUGCUGCGUUUGCCAUCACCGACGUGCCAAGCAUCGCCUCCAGGCCCAGCAGCGGCAACAUGAGAUUAACCUGAUCGCCUACCGGGAAGCCCAUAACUACUCAACGCUGCCGUUUUAUUUCAGGUUUUUGCCAAACUAUUUACUACCUCCUUAUGAGGAAGUGGUGAAUCGACCUCCAACCCCUCCCCCACCAUACAGUGCCUUACAGCAGCAGCAGCAGCAGCAGCAGCAACCGCCGCAGUGCAUCCCAGUGGGCAACAGCCCGACGGGCCCCGAUCCCUCCAGGAGCCUCCAGGCAGCCCAGAGCAGCCCCCCAGGCAUGGCCAGCGGAAACGGCCCCCGGCCGCCGAGCGUCGCGGCCCCCGAGCCCCCCACGGCGCCCGUGGACCGAGCGGCCCCCAAAGCCCCGGGCCCAGAGCCGGGCAGCUCUGGGGCCGGGCUGGGGGAGCUGGGGGACCCCGGGCCCUUCCUGGAGAAGGACUCGGAGUGCGGGGAAGAACUGCUCCAAGAUUACAGCUCCGAGCCCCUCGACCCCAGCGGCGCCUUCCCCGACAGCAAGGACAAGACUCCCGGCAGGCACCGCCGCUUCACGGGCGACUCCGGCAUCGAGGUCUGCGUCUGCAGCCGGGGCCACCACGACGACCUCAAGGAGUUCGACGGCCUCAUCGACGACGCCCUGGACGGCCCCCUGGACUUCUGCGACAGCUGCCACGUGCGUCCCCCCGGGGACGAGGAGGAGGGGCUGUUUCCCCCGGCGGAGGAUCAGCCCCGCGAACAUGGCCACCACCACUUACCCCGCCAGCCGGCGUGCAUACUGUUGAACACAAUCAACGAGCAGGACUCCCCCAACUCGCAGAGCAACAGCUCGCCCAGCUAGAGUAGGCUCUGGCCUGCGCGGGAAAACUUAGAGAACCAAAAGGAAAAACAAACAAACAAAGGAAAAAGAGGCACAUUUGAAAUAAUUUCUUAAGAAAGUGGUGCAGUCUAUUCUCUCUCUCCCACCCCGGUCUCUCUCUCUCUUUCUUUCCUUUUCCCUCUCCAGAUCUAGUUUGGGUGGAUUCCUUAUCCUUCUUCCACCAAAGCACAGUAUUGUGGAGAGAGUGGAUACCAGUUUUAUCUUUUUGUCAAUCUCUCCUUUUCUCUCGCUUUCUUCUUCCCCCCUUUUCCCCCACCGGUCUCUCUCCUCUCCUCCUUUUCCCCCCCUUUAAAUUGUGUCCCACCUGCCAGACUGCAUCGGGGGGGUUCUCCAACUCCCAACCCUUCUCAGGAUGGGACACUUUCUUCAGUUGUUCCUUGGUGAUGGAAUUGAGUCUGUUCUUUGGCUUUAGUUUUACAGAGGCCUGUGUUAUUGCACAGUCAGUAAACCUGCAGCAAGUCUCAUCGCUGGGCUAGUGAGGAAAGCCAGUUUGAGUCCCACCUGGCUGUCUGUGGUCCAAGUGCUGAGAUCGGAUUAACGCUCUUGGAUGAGCGCUAGUCCCGUGGGAGGGGACAAAAG